Messenger RNA from Ictalurus punctatus (channel catfish), 1886 nucleotides. RefSeq lists its product as uncharacterized. The transcript has 2 exons. Bases 490 to 1179 code for a protein of 229 amino acids. The record is from RefSeq and is a predicted model, not a curated record. Lineage: Eukaryota; Metazoa; Chordata; Actinopteri; Siluriformes; Ictaluridae.
UGUGUGCAUUCCCUUCUGUUCGUGUAUACACGUAGAUUCUAUCCCAUCAAAUUCAUCACGUCCAUCGGAUUCUUCAUUACAUUCCCUGUAAUUACUGUUAAAAAUGAGCAGCUUUUCCAACAUCAUCUUCAUUUAUAUAGGGCUCUUCCCAAGCGCAUAAAAAAAAUAUUAUAAAAUUAUACGACGAGGAUCACAUAACCCGAGACCCUUGAGAGUAAUAUCGGAUCGCAUAGAGGGCCGAGGGCGAGGCUUAACAUGCAUGGCAAGCUCAAGCCACAUGUUGGUUUAAAAAUAUUUCCAAUAAAACCACAGCAGAAGUGAAAAAGGGACAGGAAAUGUGUCGCUUGUAGAUUCUGUGCAGUCAGAGCCAUAUCUCCUCAUGCUUCAGCACCAGCUGCUUCACAUUUCACACCUUGCUUCACGCAACAACAUCUGCCUGGUGAUCUCAAAGCGGACGCAAACAACCGUCAAAAAUUUACAGAUUCCAAAAUGUACCAUUUUGUGUGCUUCAUUCUGCUUGUGAGUCUGGAAGGACUAAGAGCUCAGGAAAAUGGAACUGCCAGCGUAGCAUCUACAAACCCCUUGAUAAACAGUUCCACAACAGAUGCUGUGACCAGUUUAUACAUAACAUCCAAUAGCGUUACUCACAAAAAUCCAACUGCAAGGAAGUCCAGUACCAUCAGUACUAGCAAGCAAACGGCAGUUCAGUCUACAUCCAGUGACCAAACAGGCUUCCUGUUCAAUCUCGCGGACAUGCCGAAAUUGACACUAUUGUUGAUCAUUGUAUCGCUCGUACUACUCUGCCUUUUUUUGCUGGUGAUCAUUAUGUGCCUGGCCUGCGGAUGCUGCCGACGCGGAAGUAACAGCAAGAUGGUCGUGACGAAAUCGUCCGCGACCAUCCGGCGAAACAGUGCAAAUGGUGGGCCUUCUGAAACCGAUAUACUGUUGAAGGACAGCAACUCGGUGAAAGUGGAGAUCGAGACAACUCCAGACGAGCCACAGGAGCCGGAGGAGCUGGGAGGAGCAGCAGCCGAAGUCGGAAACCAGGUCUCCACCGAAGAGAACAAAAAUUCAGCCAAUGACACCAGUGAGACCGCGCCCACCCAAGAAGGCGAUCGGUCCGACGAAACAGAUCCGAAGACGGAAGACUUGGAAAAGGAAAAGGAAAAGGCGGAAUAGGGAUCGUGCUAGUAUCGCCAAAACGACACGCGCGGCUCCGACUGCCGGUGGGAUCGAGUUCAAAGCCAAAUUCUGUGUAUGCGUGCAGUUUCGCUUUUGUGCCGAAUUUAGAAAUGACUUUAAAAAUAACGUACUGCUUAUGUUAAAGUGAUAAAUGGUGCAAAAACCAAAUCACUGUUGGAAAUUCCAAGUUCUACUGUGAGUUGUAAUGUAUAGAGUUGAAUCUUUGAACUGUGGCAAGUUCACUGAAAAUGUAUAUUUACACAAUAAUGUAAUUUUCGGGUUUCUUUUUUUUUUUUUUCCUCCAUAUGUUGCUUAGUUGUCUAGUCUCUUUUUAAUCUGAUCCUGUAACCUGGCUAAACAUGAUGAUAUGUUUUUUAUAUAUAUAUAUAUAUAUAUAUAUAUAUAUAUAUAUAUAUAUAUAUAUAUAUAUAUAUACACACACACACACACAUGUUAUCUACUGUAUGAUGAAGCAAGUUGCAUUAAAAGGCUCUAAUGCAGAGAUGUCACACCAAAUUAGCACAAUGUCUCUGGAUUACAGGUGGCUAGAUCCGUCAAGAUACAGUGUCAGGAGUACGCACUCCUCCGUGUCCAGUUCUAUUCUGUUUUCUUUCUGCUUUUCAAGGGCUCUGACUGUACUGCAAUGAGUUAACCUUUUCGUUGUGAUGUGCAUUAGCAAUGCUAAUAAAACUAAAACAACCUCA